This is a messenger RNA of Rattus norvegicus (Norway rat), 8508 nucleotides long. It is a transcript of the gene Ppard, whose product is annotated as peroxisome proliferator-activated receptor delta. Gene Ontology annotation, molecular function: DNA-binding transcription factor activity; nuclear receptor activity; signaling receptor activity. Gene Ontology annotation, cellular component: nucleus. NCBI's taxonomy places the organism in Eukaryota, Metazoa, Chordata, Mammalia, Rodentia, Muridae. The record is from RefSeq and is a predicted model, not a curated record. Gene Ontology annotation, biological process: signal transduction; intracellular receptor signaling pathway; negative regulation of cardiac muscle hypertrophy.
CAGUAGGCUACUUACAGGCAGGAGAGGGCAGCAUUGUGAUGGUCUGUAUUUGUGUGGUUAGUAAUGCUUCAGAAGCCUCCGGAGACAGCCUCAUGCCAGCCUGCUGGGUGGGAGGAAGAUUGUUCCACUUCAGGGCUCAGAAGCUUAACUGGAGCCUGACUUACCUGCUGUUCAGUGUAUAGCCUGGCUUCAGGAAGAAUGAGGAGGCUUGCGUGCAGUGCAUGGCCAAGUCAGAGCCCAGCCUAGAUCCCUGGGAGAGCAGAGAGAGAGGCAGAGACCAGGGCUGAGUCCACCCUGGGCUGACCCCCAAGGAGUGGUGUGGGACUGUCCUGCCGGGGAGCAGGGAAGUAAGGGACUAGGACCAAGCUAGCAGUCCCUGGCUACAGGCUGGGGCAGGGCAGGAGGUGUGGCUUAGGGCCCUUACUGGACUUAGGCAGAUGAGGCAGUUGCUCUGAAGUCUAAGAUCAAGGACAAGAUGGCCAAGAGUGGAUGCAGACACAAACCCUUUUGUUAUCCGACUGACCAUGAUGGGGCUUCUGACCAAGCUGCCCUAGGACAGCUGUGGCCUCGAAGAAGGGCACUGCAGCCUUUCUGACCUCACACGGUGCUCUCCGAAGCUCCCAGGGUUUACAUAUCCAUAAGGUGGGGAAAGCAGGAGUGUGGGCAGCACUGGACCAGGGUAAAGCGAGCACUGACCACACUCCUCGUGGCUCACUGCUCCCAACACACAGCUUUUGGCUGUGACAUAGAGUAUGGGGUGUGUCAGUUGUUGGUAUUCACAAAGUCCAGGAGCGUGCUGGGUGAGCUCAUAGGCCAUCCUUGACUCUGUACAUUUAAAAAAAAAAAAAAUUAAGCCAGACAAGGUAGUGCAAGCCUUUCAUCCCAGCCCUUGUUGGAGAUGCCUGGUCUACAGGGGGGGGGUUCUAAAAUAACCAAUUAAGGUUACAGAGACAGGAGGAGAGAGAAACACUGUUUCAAAACACUACAUAAAUAAAUAAAAAUUAAGGUUGGGGAUUUAGCUCAGUGGUAGAGCGCUUGCCUAGCAAGCGCAAGGCCCUGGGUUUGGUCCCCAGCUCCGGAAAAAAUAAAUAAAUAAAUAAAUAAAAAUUAAAAAGUAAUAAUAGGGGCUGGAGAGGUGGCUCAGUGGUUAAGAGCACUGACUGCUCAGAGGUCCUGAGUUCAAUUCCCAGCAACCACACGGUGGCUCACAACCGUCUGUAAUGAGAUCCGAUGCCCUCUUCUGGUGUGUCUGAAGACAGCUACAGUGUGCUCAUAUAAAUAAAAAUUAAUAAAAAAAAUUUUAAAAAAUAAAAAAGUAAUAAUAAUUACACAAAAACAUUGUUAGUCCUUUCUCAUGUCCUCUCUCUGACCUCAGGCUCACAGUGCCAAGGCUGGGUUUGAACUCUCACUGUCUCUCCCACUGCCAAGUGCUGAGAUCACAAGCUUGCCCGUGCACAUGCCCUGGCUGUCUCCAGGGCGGCUUGAUCGGAGCCAGGUGGCCGACUCUUCUGGUUUCCAGGCAUCCCUCGUGUGUCCUCAGAGGACCUCAGGACAGGUGGGGAGAACUCUCGAUGGUCCAGGUUCAGCCCUCUUGUUGUCUUAAGGUUGACGUGUUUAUUGAUACAGAAAUAGCCUGUGCACAGAUCAGAGAGUAUGGCCAAAGACACAGCUAUCUUUGGGCUUGCAGCCCCACCCCCAGAACAAAGGCGCAUGUGACUGGCUCCUCCCUGCGUACAUGCACUCACACACGCUCACAGUUCCCGAGGCCGAGAAGCUUAAAUGGAUCUCACACCUAGCAUAUCUCACUGGAGCCUGUGCACGGUUGGACUCUCUCCCUAUCAGCCACUGCGUUCUCUUUGAAACCAUUUUGAUGCCCAUGUGGUGCGUGUGCGUGCAUGUGUGUUUUAACCAAAGAUCCUCAGGCAAACAUUUGUGCCACUGGACACUCCAAGGCCUUGAACUCGGUGCUGGAAAGAGGGCUCAGCAGUAACGAGCGCCAGCAGCUCACAGCUCUGUAACUUCAGUCCCUCAUCUGGCCUGUGUGGCAUUGCACACACAUGCUACAAGAGGCAUUCAGGCAACACUCAUACACAUAAAAAUAAAAUCACAUGCACACACACACAGAUGCACAUACACACGUUUUAAGCCAUAGACGUGAGUCAGGUGGGCCUUCCGAAGCUCAGUGUAGACAAGCCAGAAAGGAACAUUGUAGCCCACGAUUCUUUGAACCAGUGAGGAAGUUUCCAGACCAUGAAAAUGGCCUUGUAGAGACUCAGAACAGGCAGCAGCUCCUGAGGCAAGCAGCAGCCCCCUAGGGCUCCACAGAGACAAGCACUUCCCUUAUGGACAUACAUGAGCCAGCUCCCUUUGUUGGGGAGGAGGCUGUCAGAGGAGCCAUUCCUCAAGAGCCGGACACAGUGGGGCAGACUCUCCUGCUGGGACUUGGAGCUUGCUGAGGGGCUAUGCUGGCUGCCCCCCCCCCUCAGUGUUGAGCUUACAGUGCGGCUACCACACUCCCAGUUCUUUCAUGUGGGCUCUGGGCAUUGAACUCAGGUCCCCAUGGUUUCGCACAAGUGCUUGACCAAUGGAGCCGUCUGUACCCCAGCCUGAGGUAGCUCAGUGUUUCAAGGGAGCCACAUAAGAAAGGGCAGGAAGGACACACACAGGCAGAGCCCCUGCUUUGGCUCUCAGUCCCCUCUGCCACCAUGCACAUGCCGGCUGUGUGCUCAGCACUUGGGCUAGUGGGAAACAAGGGCGCCCAGCACUUGUCCUCCAAGGGCCUCGCACAUCCAGCAUCAGGCAAAGCCGGCGGUGACUGGUCAGGGGAGCUGUCACCUCUACCGGGGGACUGGGAUGGCACGGGCGGGGGUGGGGACUGGGCACUCAGGAACUCUCCAGGGUUCUGGAAGGGGUUGCUGUCUUGGCAGCAGACACCUACGGUGAAGGCAGCUGCGCCUGUGGUCACGCCCCAAGCAGCCAAACGCAUAUCAGCUGCGUUAGCAAGCCUGCGUGGGGAGAGCUGGGAAGCCGGAGGCUUAUCUAAGGAAGUGAUGGUUAAGCCAAUGCUUGAAGGAUGAGGAGGCAUAAGUCAGGUCAGGGAGGGGCUGAGCUGUCCUAGGCCGAAAGAGCUGCCUCUGUGGGCGCCUCAGGGUAGGGAGAACCCACUAGUGAGGUAAGAUGUCAGGCCCUCAGCUUCUCCACCGACACUGCAGACCUCUUUCUUCUGCCUCUUUACAUUAAGACUUAUCUUACACUCACGGUGUUCUGCCUGCAUGUGUAUCAGCGUCAGCAUCGUGUGUAUGCAGUGCCCCAUGGCGGCCAGAAGGGGGCGUCAGUUCCUCUUGGAACUGUAGUUAGACACCAUGCAAGUGCUGGGGGAUCAAACCUGGAGCUUCUGCCAGAGGACUAAGUGCUCUUAACCACUGAGCCAUCUGUCCCCCUCCCCAGGCCAACCUCAGAAUUAGGUUUGAUUGUCAUAAUUGGGACCCCGGCCCAUGUCCUGCGCCUUCUCUGAGAACUGGCUGCCUCAGCGGUUCACUAUUCUCCACUGUACACUGACUGGCUGGCCCUGCCUGCCUCACCGUGGCCUUUCCCACCUAGCAAGUGUUCUUCAGCAGGCUCUGCUUCCUGUGUGGUCUCCUCAUACAGCUGUUGGUGCCUGGGUCCUGUGUUUACACAUGCUCAGCACCCACGCUGGUCCAGGAAGUGACUCUUUACCUGAGGAGCACCCUGGAUACAGCCGGGGAGUCCGCCCCUGGAGCCCUGUGUUUUCAGUGAGCCACACUGGAAAGGGCCCAGCAGUCACUACCUUCAGUGAGCCACACUGGAAAGGGCCCAGCAGUCACUACCUUCAGUGAGCCACACUGGAAAGGGCCCAGCAGUCACUGGCCUUCAGGAUUUGGGAACUAGGGGCAGAAAUUUCCAGAAAUCCCUCCACUCAUAGAUAAUCCUGUAUCUCUCACAACGCUUUAUGAACUUUAAAAGAAAACAACUUGACUUUCCUGCUUCCUUCAUUUUCUGAUGCUGAGACAAGGAGGGUCUCAGGCUGCAGUCUUCCCAUGUCUCCGUGCUGAUAAUGGCGCUCCAGGCAUCUUAAUGUAAUUUUCUGAGGUGAAGCGUGACAUCCUAAGUUCCGUUUCCAGAGCCCACACUAAAAAGCUGGCUGUGGGGGCUGGGGAUUUAGCUCAGUGGUAGAGAGCUUGCCUAGCAAGAGCAAGGCCCUGGGUUCGGUCCCCAGCUCCGAAAAAUAGAAAAAAAAAAAGAAAAAAAAGAAAAAAAAGAAAAAAAAAAAAGCUGGCUGUGCAUCUGCAAUGGCAGCCCAGGAAGGAAGGCAGAGAGAGGUGGGUCUUUGGGGCUCACCAGCCAGCCUAGCCUACUUGCCAACCUGGGGCCUGCGAGAAGCUGCGUCUCAGAGGUUAGGAGGCCGAGGAAAGAAGGCUGUGGGUUCCCAGCCAGCCAGGACUAUAGAAUGAAAUCUCAAAGGCAAACCAACUGGAGGCGGGUGUGGUAGCCAUGCCUUUAGUCCCAGCAGAGGCCUGGAAGGACUUCCCCUGUGUGUGCGAGCCACUGGCAGCGCUUUGGGAAGCGACCAUCACUCCCGUGUCAUGAGUCAUGGCAGUUAAGGAACCUUCUGUGUAGUCAGACGAACCAGGGUUUGGGACCACCAACCCCAUUGCCUCUUCCUGUGACUAUAAUCAGUACUUCUGGACCCAGGCCAGGCCACUCUGAUCGCUAGCCAAGCUUACUUGUGUCCGGGGCCAGUCUUGCCUUGUCCUGUGCCGGUCCUACCUCUGAGGUGGCUGGUCAGCACCAAAGUCACUGACUCCAGCACAGGGCUCACAGACCACCACACCCUGGAAGGCAGAAGAAUGUGCUUCCCAGCGCCCUGUGCACCUGGCGGUCUCUCGGGUAGGAUGCAGGCCCUUUGCCUGCUCCCAGCCACUUUAGAAGGAAGGCUGUGUCCGAGGUGUCCCGCAGGCACCGUUCCAACCUCCACCCACUCCGGCAGGGCCGAGCAGGCUGCAAGGACCAGACUGUGAGCCGUGGUAAGGGUUCCCAAGCCGGCCUGUGAGUCCCGGGUUGAUAAGGAAGGCCCUGCCUCUGUCUGGACUCCCGGGGAAGAGAGAAGCAGGAAGCUUUUAGUGGGGAAAGGUGCGUAAGGCCCUGCCAAGCAGGUUAUGGUGGGUGGGGAGGUACCACCUGCUAUAGCCCCAGGAUUUGGGUGGAGAUUGUGGUGGAGCCUCCAGAAAAGAGGGCUGGGACAGCUGAGUGCUGAGUGGCCUGUGACUGGCUGAGUGGCCCAUGACUGGGCCUCCUAUCCGCUGCUGUGGCGGCCCACAACCAGCCCACAAACCUGUCUCUUCCCAGUCUGCAGCAGCCUCAAGGAAGCCGCUCCUGACCUCGCAGCGGUCCAUCUGCGCUCAGACCCAGAUGGUGGCAGAGCUAUGACCAGGCCUGCAGGCGCCACGCCAAGUGGGGGUCAGUCAUGGAACAGCCACAGGAGGAGACCCCUGAGGCCCGGGAAGAGGAGAAAGAGGAAGUGGCCACGGGUGAUGGAGCCCCAGAGCUCAACGGGGGACCAGAGCACACCCUUCCUUCCAGCAGCUGCACAGACCUCUCCCAGAAUUCCUCCCCUUCCUCCCUGCUGGACCAGCUGCAGAUGGGCUGUGAUGGGGCCUCAGGUGGCAGCCUCAACAUGGAGUGCCGGGUGUGCGGAGACAAGGCCUCAGGCUUCCACUACGGGGUCCACGCGUGUGAGGGGUGCAAGGGCUUCUUCCGCCGGACAAUCCGCAUGAAGCUCAAGUACGAGAAGUGCGAUCGGAUCUGCAAGAUCCAGAAGAAGAACCGCAACAAGUGUCAGUACUGCCGCUUCCAGAAGUGCCUGGCGCUCGGCAUGUCCCACAACGCUAUCCGCUUUGGAAGGAUGCCGGAGGCCGAGAAGAGGAAGCUGGUGGCGGGGCUGACGGCCAGCGAGGGAUGCCAGCAAAACCCCCAGCUGGCCGACCUGAAGGCCUUCUCCAAGCACAUCUACAAUGCCUACCUGAAAAACUUCAACAUGACCAAAAAGAAGGCCCGGAGCAUCCUCACUGGCAAGUCCAGCCAUAACGCACCCUUCAUCAUCCACGACAUUGAGACGCUGUGGCAGGCAGAGAAGGGCCUGGUGUGGAAGCAGCUGGUGAACGGGCCGCCGCCCUACAACGAGAUCAGCGUGCAUGUGUUCUACCGCUGCCAGUCCACCACCGUGGAGACAGUGCGGGAGCUCACCGAGUUCGCCAAGAACAUCCCCAACUUCAGCAGCCUCUUCCUCAACGACCAGGUGACCCUCCUCAAGUACGGCGUGCAUGAGGCCAUCUUUGCCAUGCUGGCCUCCAUUGUCAACAAAGACGGACUGCUGGUGGCCAACGGCAGUGGCUUCGUCACCCAUGAGUUCUUGCGCAGUAUCCGCAAGCCCUUCAGUGACAUCAUUGAGCCCAAGUUCGAGUUUGCUGUCAAGUUCAAUGCUCUGGAGCUGGACGACAGUGAUCUGGCCCUUUUCAUUGCCGCCAUCAUUCUGUGCGGAGACCGGCCAGGCCUCAUGAACGUGCCACAGGUGGAAGCCAUCCAGGACACCAUCCUGCAGGCUCUAGAAUUCCAUCUGCAGGUCAACCACCCCGACAGCCAGUACCUCUUCCCCAAGCUGCUGCAGAAAAUGGCCGACCUGCGGCAGCUGGUCACUGAACACGCGCAGAUGAUGCAGUGGCUGAAGAAGACGGAGAGUGAGACCUUGCUGCACCCCCUGCUCCAGGAGAUCUACAAGGACAUGUACUAAGGCUGCACGCAGCCCAGCCUCCCGCAGGCUCCGCUGGGCCCAGCCACGGACUGUUCAGAGGACCCGCCCACAGGCACUGGCCACAGCCCACGCAGCUAGAGCCCACUCACAACACUCCAGACACGGCCCAGACUCUCACCCUCUCCGCCCGCCCUCGGCACCCGGUUCUCCCCAGCACUUCCUGUUCAUGCUGUCUCCCCAGCACCCUUGCUCCUCCACCUGGCCUUCUCUAGCAUCCUGCGCCUCCCCGCCUGUCCCCACAUCUGUCUGAUUCACGCCAGUGAGCCCAUUAGUCCGCUCACCAGCAGCCUAGAAGCAGUGAGGCCUGCACUGGCCCGGCCCUGCCUGUCUCUGUCCCCUCUUCAAGGACAUGAGCCAUCCAAAGAAACACUAUGUUCUCUCUGAGUCCGACUUUCCAAGAAACUUGCCUGGACUGACUGCCAUCCCAGGCUGUCUGAACCCUAGGCACCCCACUCUCACUCUGACACUCUCCUUUCUUCCUGCCUGUGUUCUAGGCCAUUGUCACUGAUGGCCCUUGUGCUGCCCUGGAGUUGUCCCCUCCGCAGGGGUCCAACAGCCCCACUGAAGGGAAGGGGUGUAGAGAUUGGCCAGAAGGAGCAGCAGCACACUUAGUUCUGAUGCUGGGACUCAGGGUUGGGUCAGGGUUAGAAGCUACACAGCGAGGGGGCGGCCCCCAUCAGUGCCCCUCCCCUCCUCUGUAGCAGCAUCCAGGCUGGCAGAACCCAGUACCAGGAACUGGCCAUAGCUGUUCUUUCUUCUCCCGGGAGACGCUGACACACCUGCCCACUGCAGCUGCCUUGGUGUAACCAUGACACCGGCUCACCUCUGUCACCACAGAGCCCCUACUGUGCCCUCCCCAAGGCCUCUGGGGUACAGCUAUGGCCCUGUUCCUAGAAUUGAUGGUCUGUGAGCAGGUAGGGAUGGCCUGCCAGGUCACCCCUGCCAGCUCACAGGCAGAGUUUGCCAGGGCUCCCCCGACACUGUCCCCUCUCCCCUCCCCCCUCCCGCUUCCCCUUUCCUGCUCCCACAUACCAGCAGCUCCACAGCCAUCUCUUUUCUUUUUUUUGGUUCUUUUUUUUCCGGAGCUGGGGACCGAACCCAGGGCCUUGCGCUUCCUAGGUAAGCGCUCUACCGCUGAGCUAAAUCCCCAGCCCCCAGCCAUCUCUUUUCUGCCUGACUGGUCACCAGCUCCCAGCUGCUGCUUCCAGUGAAGCUUGCUGGGUGCUCCCAUACUCUGCCCAGGCCCCCUCCAGGCUCCCCUGAGUCCGAGGGCUGGGCCCAGCCCAGCAGAUCCUGCCGAGGCCCACCCGGAAAGCAUUGGACGCCUUGGCUUCCAGGCCUGACAUCCUGGGUCUCCGUCUGGUCCUCUGUGGCUUGGAGAGGGGACAAGCCCAGUGUAGGCUCCUGCCAGAUUACUCCAUGCUAGCACACUCCCUGUCCCUCACCUCUGCUGAUCAGGCCUUGGGGUCUUCCCUGUGAGGCCCAGGCUGUGCUGGAGCUGCGUGCCCUGCCCUGCCCCCUCCCCCAGGUCUGGUGCUGAGGACGCAGCUCCUCUCAGGGUCCGAAGUCUCCAAACUGAAAUGUAUAUUUUUGCUAGGAGCCCCAGCUUCCUGUGUUUUUAAUAUAAAUAGUGUAUACAGACUGAUGGAACUUUAAAUAAAUGGGAAGUAAGUAUUUAA